Molecule: messenger RNA, 642 nt
Organism: Entamoeba invadens IP1
Lineage: Eukaryota; Evosea; Mastigamoebida; Endamoebidae
Exons: 4
Coding region: 1-642 (213 amino acids)
Molecular function (GO): GTPase activity; GTP binding
Source: RefSeq, a predicted model, not a curated record
AUGUUGAAUGCAAAUUAUUUACAUCUAAAAGUUGUUGUAUUAGGAAACGAAUGUUCAGGAAAAACAUCAAUUUGCCAACGUUUUUGUGAUAACGAAUAUUUUGAUGUUACUUUACCUACUAUUGGUGCAAAUUAUAAUUUAAAAACGAUUACAUACAAAAAUAAUACAAUAGAUCUUAGCAUAUGGAAUUUUAGUAGCCAUAAAAAAUUUUUAAAAAUGACUGAAGUUUAUAGAAAAAAUGUGGACAUUGUUUUAGUAGUUUUCGAUACGAAUGAUAUUUACUCUUUUGAAAAUAUAUUAGAGUGGAUAGAUUUGGGGCAAGAAGAAAAUCCAAAUAAUAUUGCAAUCAUUGUUGUGUGCAAUAAAAUCGAUUUGGAUAACAGGCUAAUCACAGAGAAUAUGGCACAAAAAAUGUGUGACAAAAUUAAUGUUCCAUUGGUUUGUUGUUCUGCAAAAACAGGAAAGGGGGUGUAUGAUGUUUUUGAGUGUGCAGUUUCUCAAAUAUGUGAUAACCAUCAAAGAAUGGAAAUUUAUCAAAAGAAGUUAAUGAAAAAUGAAAGUGUAAUGAAAAAUAAGUUUGAAAACCAAUUUGAAAGCCAACAAAACCAUUUUUUAUGCAAGAUUGUUAUGGUUAAUCUAUAA